Molecule: messenger RNA, 1437 nt
Organism: Daldinia vernicosa
Lineage: Eukaryota; Fungi; Ascomycota; Sordariomycetes; Xylariales; Hypoxylaceae
Product: glycoside hydrolase family 17 protein
Exons: 3
Coding region: 220-1176 (318 amino acids)
Biological process (GO): cell wall organization; carbohydrate metabolic process
Cellular component (GO): extracellular region; cell surface; fungal-type cell wall
Molecular function (GO): glucan endo-1,3-beta-D-glucosidase activity; 1,3-beta-glucanosyltransferase activity
Source: RefSeq, a predicted model, not a curated record
CGUACAGCUUCUAGAACCCGCUGAUCCCUUUAUUUAUGUCUCUUUUCCUCUUGAUUAUUUAUUUAUUUAUUUCCUUGCUUCUUGAGUUCUAGUCAGUAGAGUAGACUUAAUAAGAGUUUCUUUAAUACUCAUUCACUCCUUACUCUUACGCCUCUUCGCUGCAAUACUGUAGCUGUCAUUCGUUGUUAAUACAGUAAUAAUUAUAUAAUUAUAUACAAGAUGCGCUUUGCUUCGUCCGUCCUCGGCCUCGCGGCCACCGCUAGCACCGCCGUUGCUGCUGCUACUACUGCUGCCAACACUGGUAUCAAGGGCUUCAACUAUGGAGCUUUCUUCCUUAACCAGGCUGCUAAGCAGCAAGCCGAUUUCGAGUACGAGUUCAACCGCGCCAAGAACCUCCCAGGCACAAGUGGAUGGACGAGUGCCCGCCUCUACUCUAUGAUCCAAUGGCAAACCACAAACUCCGUUAUUAGCGCAAUCCCGGCUGCCAUCAACACCAAAACGACUCUUCUCCUAGGUCUCUGGGUUUCGGGCGGUGACCAAGCUAUCACGAACGAGAUCGCUGCUCUUAAGGCUGCGAUUAGCCAAUAUGGAUCUGCAUUCACCGACUUAGUUGUUGGUAUCUCAGUUGGUAGUGAGGAUCUCUACCGCGACGCUAGCGGUGAAGUCGGCGUCGGCCCCCAGAAGCUCAUCGACUGCAUCAACAAGGUCCGAAGCGCCAUUGUUGGUACUCCUCUUGCCGGUGUGCCCAUCGGCCACGUCGAUACCUACGACUCCUUCCUGAAUGGUACCAACCGGGCUGUCAUCGACAACAUCGACUGGCUCGGCUUCGACGGCUACCCGUACUGGGAGCAGACCUUGCCCAACAGCAUCGGCAACGCGCACGAACGAUUCUAUAGCGGACUCAACAAGACUAUUGCUCUAGCUGGAAACAAGCCUGUCUAUGUUACCGAGACCGGAUGGCCCGUGUCUGGAAAGACUGUUAAUGAAGCCGUAGCCAGUCCCGAAAACGCCCGCAUCUACUGGCAAGAUAUUGCCUGCAGCCUGGUCGCGAGUGGUGUUAACCUGUGGUGGUACGACCUUCAAGAGUCUCAGUGGGGACAAGCCUCGCCAGAUUUCGGUAUCUACCCCGCCGGUGACCUUGGCACGGUCCAGGCGAGCUAUGACCUCUCUUGCUAAACGCCAGUAUUAUGAAAAUAUACAGUUAUAUAGACUUCCUUCGCAUAGAUAUCGUAAUCGCCAUGCUCUCCCUAGAGCGUUAUGGCGUUAAUACCCGUUGCUAUUUGACUGUUUGGGUAUAGAUGUUGGACUAGUUCGUUGCCGGUAGGGCGAUGGGAGCUCUUCGCUUGGAUAUAUAGGUACUUAUAUACAGUUAACUCACUGCGCUACGCAUAUAAAUAUAUGUACUCUGGGCUGGUUAGCUCAACUCUACAAUCCUUC